AUUUACAGACAGAGAACUAACUAACAUGCAUUUUGUGUACGGGAUUUACAAAGGCAGUUCAUUGGCAUCCGUAAGAGAAUAUCAAAGAAGAUUCCCCAAUCGCAUAGUACCUGGACGUCGAAUGUUUACUGAUAUUCACCGGAAUUUGUCAAACCAUGGAAGUUUUCAGCGCAUGCAGGGCUCAGGAAGGCCACUGGGAAAUCAUCGUAUUCAUAUUGCUUCAAAUGUUUGGAAAUAAUCCGCAAAUCAGCAUUCGACAUGUUUCAGAAAUUAUGGAUAUACCUCGAUCAAUAAUAGGAAGAAUGACAAGAAUGAAAGGAUUACAUCCUUAUCAUUUUAAACGGGUGCAGCAUUUAACAGAGGCAGAUUUUUUACCACGAAUCGAGUUUUGCCAGUGGAUAUUAGCAAAUGAAAACACUAUUCCUAGAAUAUUAUGGUCGGAUGAUUCAAUAUUUACUAGGAAUGGUGCUUUUAAUCUCCAUAACAUGCAUCACUGGUCAGAUGAAAAUCCAAAAGUUGUUCACCGUACAAAUUUCCAACAUAGAUUUUCAUUGAACUUAUGGGCAGGAGUAAUUGGGCCUAUUGUACUUCCCCAUCGUCUUAAUUCAGAGGUGUAUCUGAACUUUCUUCAGAAUGAGCUCAUGGAUAUAAUACCAUUGGAUGUGCGCCAGCAGUUUCAAGGAAUUUUAUGUCUUAAUCUCAACACGUUUCGGAAAUAUUAAGGAAAAACCAUCUUCAGGGGAGCCUCUUUAAAAGACCGUAGCGCCCUUAGGGGACGUUUGUCGACCUAUGUUUAUAUAAACUUUUCUUCCUAUGUUAAGCUCUAGAAACCUGGUAGAAUAUUGCACACUUUUUUCGGGACACCCUGUAUAUUAACACCUUUAAUAAAAAUUAGUUCGUACGCACAUGGAACAAUCCCUCUCCACCCCUCUGCUCACCGCAGCUGCCAUAGGUAACAGCAAUGAGUCACUGCCAGGAAUUUCGUACUUUUGGUGUAGGUGGGCCUAGAACUUAUUAGAGAGUCACAAAUUCAGCUAAGAUUCUAGUUGUUGAAGUGGAUAGCAAAUUGAGGUUCAGAGAAUACAUUAUUUUUUCUUAUCGACGCCAUAUUAGAGUUUUUAAUUCUGAUUUCAAAAAUGUCAUACAUUGGCACUGCCAAACCUUGAAGAAAAUUGAAAUAAAGUUGAUGCUGGAGGACAAGAAACGAAACGUCAUAUUGGAAUUCUGGUUCAGAAAAAUUGGCAAUAUUCAUGUGCAAUUUAUUUUAAAAUCACACUACAAAUAGAGUCAGAACAAAUUAAAACGAUCUUG
Molecule: messenger RNA, 1311 nt
Organism: Acanthoscelides obtectus
Lineage: Eukaryota; Metazoa; Arthropoda; Insecta; Coleoptera; Chrysomelidae
Source: the annotation of a GenBank genome assembly